AAAUAACAUCAACAAAAUCUUGUACAAAAAGAUGAAGUUAACUGUGACCAUAGUGGUGGUAUUAGCGACAGUAUUUUUGGGGUUGAUCGAUGGGUACGAUUGCAAGCUUGUACAGUUCAUAUUCGGAGACUCGUUAUCAGAUAACGGAAACAACAAUCGGCUUUCCAAGAGUUUUGCUCAGGCAGCAUUGCCUUGGUAUGGAAUUGACUUUGAUAACGGAAUGCCGAAUGGUAGGUUCACCAAUGGCCGAACCGUCGCUGAUAUUAUAGGUGAUAAGACGGGACUACCCCGACCACCAGCCUUCCUCGACCCCUCGCUAUCCGAAGAUGUAAUUCUCGACAACGGAGUGAACUUUGCUUCGGGAGGUGGUGGGAUCUUGAACGAAACUGGCGGUUUGUUUAUUCAAAGAUUCUCACUCUACAAGCAAAUCGAGUUAUUCAACGGGGUUCAAACUUUGAUCCGUGACAAAAUUGGCGACCAAGCGGCGACAAAAUUCUUUCAGGAAUCAAAGUAUGUCGUCGCGUUAGGUAGCAACGACUUUAUCAACAACUACUUGAUGCCCAUUUACGCUGAUUCUUACACUUAUAAUGACGACACCUUCAUUGACUACCUAAUGGAAACUCUUGGUGCCCAACUUACGGUAUUGCAUGGGAUGGGGGCGAGACAAUUGAUGGUUUUUGGGUUAGGUCCCAUGGGUUGUAUUCCUCUUCAAAGGGUGUUGAGUAGUUCUGGCGAGUGUCAAGAAAAAACGAAUACGCUCGCCCUAAACUUCAACAAAGCGACUGCGAAACUAAUGGAUGAUCUGUCGGCAAAGCUUCCGAAUGCGAGUUAUAAAUUUGGAGAUGCUUAUGAUGUUGUUAAUAAUGUCAUCACCAAUCCAAGCAAAUACGGGUUUGACAAUGCGGAUUCGCCUUGUUGCUCGUUUGGAAGGAUUAGACCUGCUUUGACAUGUGUACCUGCAUCGCGAUUAUGUAAAGACCGAAGUAAAUAUCUGUUUUGGGAUGAAUACCAUCCAUCGGAUCGCGCUAACGAGUUGAUUGCUGACGAACUUAUACGAAAGCUAGGGUUUAAGCCUAUCAAUCAAACUGAUACUGCUCCCGCUCCCAGUGACGAUUGAUCAGUGGGUCACUAAAUUAUUUUUUAUGGUUUGUAACAAAGCGUUGGUAGACUUUGAUUUGUUUCGAUAAUGUGAUCUUUUUGAUAUUUUGAAAAAAAAUAUAUAUAUUAUUAA
Messenger RNA from Helianthus annuus (common sunflower), 1231 nucleotides. RefSeq names its product GDSL esterase/lipase At1g74460. The record is from RefSeq and is a predicted model, not a curated record. Gene Ontology annotation, molecular function: hydrolase activity, acting on ester bonds. The coding region runs from base 32 to 1117 and encodes 361 amino acids. NCBI's taxonomy places the organism in Eukaryota, Viridiplantae, Streptophyta, Magnoliopsida, Asterales, Asteraceae. The transcript is spliced from 5 exons.